Molecule: messenger RNA, 234 nt
Organism: Caenorhabditis bovis
Lineage: Eukaryota; Metazoa; Nematoda; Chromadorea; Rhabditida; Rhabditidae
Source: the annotation of a GenBank genome assembly
AUGCAUGAACAGGAGGCCGCCGACAAAUGCACAGAAGGCGGGAUUCAAGAAAAGAAAACUGAGAUGUCAAACGUCGAGAAUCAUCCGACUAGCAGUCCAAAUACUGCGAAUGCAGAUGCUCCAAAGACAGAUGCUCCAAAUGCAGAUGCUACUAAUGCAAGCGUCGAUAAUGCAGAAGGCGACAACAACAAACACACUCCGAAUGCGCCAGAGACGCCAUCCAACGAUGGGUAA